Lactuca saligna is the source of this 2493-nucleotide messenger RNA. The record is from the annotation of a GenBank genome assembly. NCBI's taxonomy places the organism in Eukaryota, Viridiplantae, Streptophyta, Magnoliopsida, Asterales, Asteraceae.
ACUGUUUCAUGCCUUACACGCCUUGGAUCCAAAGCAACAAAAUAUUCUUGUUUUUAUAAAAUGAAAAAACUAAGUUUUCACGUCUCACCAAACGAGGUCUCAACAAACAAGAAGACAUAAAGCGAACGCUUGCUGCUGCAAAUCUCUUCUCGUCUCUUUCCGGGCAUCAGAACGCCGUAAUCCGACUGCUUUUUUUCCUCCUGAAUAUCGUCAUCUGAAUUCAAUUUUUUGAUCACUGAUAUCCACUACAUGGGUGAUUCUUACUGGAAAUACGCUGCCGCUGAAGGUAGGCAGCAGCAGCCACCACUUCAUCCACUCAUCGGGAAGCGCCCUCGCUCCGAUUACGAUGUUCCUGGUGGGCGUGAGUUGCCUAAAUAUUUUGAUCCUGAGGGGGAGAGAGGACCCGGACCUCAACUAGUGGUUAAAGAUUCUGAUUCAAUCGGUGCAUCUUACGAUCGUUAUCUGCGUGGCACGCAAUUACCUCCAUACAGUGGCAUUGAGUCUGGUAGACCCAUGGGGAUGGGAGUUGGUGGUGGUUUUCAUGAAGAUCCUCGGAUGAUGGGUAUGGGCAUGGGCAUGGGUAUGGGUAUGGGUAUGGGCAUGGGUAUGGGGCCUCCCGCACCAGCAAAAGGUCGGGAUGCAGCAGGGCUGUUAGGAGGUGGGAGGCAUGAAAUUCCUUUGCCUCCUGAUGCCAGCAAUACGUUGUUUGUAGAGGGUUUGCCUUCAAAUUGUUCACGAAGAGAAGUGGCUCAUAUAUUCCGCCCUUUUGUGGGGUACAAAGAAGCCCGUCUGGUGACAAAGGAAUCCAGACAUUCGAGUGGUGAUCCGUUGGUACUCUGUUUUGUUGAUUUCAAAAGUCCAGCUGAGGCAGCCACUGCUAAAGAUGCCUUGCAAGGUUAUAAGUUUGACGAACAUGACCGAGAGUCGGCGGAGGUGGCGGUGGCGGAGGGAAGCCAGGUGGUGGAGCGAACCGUGGAAGACGUUGAAUAUGCACAGACAGACAGCUUAACGUUAUGUAACAGGAUCCAUCUAUCUUUCCAUGCGUCCAUGUAGCAGUCGGUUCGGUUCGGUUCAUUUACAUACGUCUCUCCUUUUGAGUUUCCGGUUUCGUUUCCUUAGGGCCAAAUGAAAAUCGGGUUGCGACUUUCGACUUUCGACACAUGUUUGUUAUGUGGUAUUAAAUUUCGUUUCAUGCCAGAGAGAAAUGUUUGAUCAUAUAUUAUUUAUUUUAUGUUGUCAUUUUCAUCUAUAAGUUAUGCGACUAAUUAUCCCUUGGGAACUCCUUGUCUAGAGUUUGACUUGUGUGUUUUGUUGGUUUUCUCAUAAUAUUAUCUGUAUGCUUCCAAAAUAAAUAUGUGACCAUAAUCCUAUUUCUAUCUGGAUCGAUCGUGCUAUUCAUUUUUUCUUUGGAAAUAAACUGUUUUUUUAAUGGACUACAUGAAAUCCCACUAUCCAAGUACAAUAAAUCGAUUCAAACGGGACGGUUUUUUAUCAUGCCGGUUCAACCUAGUUUUUGAAGAAGAAACUAUCCGGUUCGAUCCAGUCUAGAAAUUACAUAAAACCGGUCCUUUUGAACCGGUUUUUAAAACAUUGGUUAUAGGUAGUUGUAUCCAUCUCCCGACAUCACACUUGCAGUCCUAAAUCAGUUUAGGUUUUGGCUUGCUUCCUGUGAUUAAGCUCACCUAUACAAGUCAAGUGUGCUGUGGAUUCAGAGGCUAAUUUGUGCUUAUGCAAAACUAAAAUUUCCCAUUCAGUCGCUGUGAAAAUCUUAUGAAGAAGGUAGGUAGAGGUAGAGGUGAAACCAUAAAUAAUGAAGAUGAAGUGAUUACAUACCUGGAUUCAGGUGUGAGGGAGGAAUAUAUAAACACAAAUGCAAAGAAACAUGGAAGUGUGAUAUUGGUUCGGCUCAUGGCUCAUCUCCCAUUACAAAACCAGGACACAGGACAGGACAGGAGCCACACCAGUAUCAUGCCUCUUUGUUUCUUUGUUUUUCAAUUCAAGCUUCUUUCGCGGAGGGUUUUUGUAUGAUUUAGAGCCCCCCCUUAUAUACUACUACUACUUGAUAUGCCCAGUUAAAUUAUUAAGAUUAUAAUAAUAAUACCUUUGAAUUAAACCUCGUGGGAAAACGUAUAAGCUUCUUCCAAUUGGGCAUAAAUAUUGCAUUUGGAUAUUGGAUUUUUUUGUUUGGGAGGAGGAUGAGAUCCUUAACAAAUAAGAAACAUAUGGCAAGUCGUUGAAGCAUUUGUCAUCUUGUGUGGAAAAAGUCUUGCUUUUCCAUGUUUAAAUUCCUAGUAUAUUUCCAGAUAUCCUAUCAAGAGCCACUCCCAGAUUCCUUCAUUCAUCACUUUUGUUCGUGUGUGUGUGUAAUAUAAUAUAUUAUGUUUUAUUCUAAUACUGCAUGCACCACGUUAUACCUAAUAUAGAAGAAGAAGAUGCUUUUUUUUUUUUUUAUCAAGACAAUAGAGGAUCAAAAGUCCCCAUUUGUUUGUUUCU